Molecule: messenger RNA, 1860 nt
Organism: Xenopus laevis (African clawed frog)
Lineage: Eukaryota; Metazoa; Chordata; Amphibia; Anura; Pipidae
Gene: cygb.S
Product: cytoglobin S homeolog
Biological process (GO): removal of superoxide radicals; oxygen transport
Cellular component (GO): cytoplasm; nucleus
Molecular function (GO): heme binding; oxygen binding; iron ion binding
Source: RefSeq, marked provisional
CUCUUUCCAGACACACACACAACCUCUCCCCCCCUGAGCACAGCUGGGGGGCUCUCUCAUUCCUGCUUGGGGGGCUGUGUGAUCUCUUCUUGACGGGUCCAUGGAGAAAGUCCAAGGGGAAAACGACAUGGAGCGAUGGGAGAGGCUGGAAGAAAUAACUGAGAGUGAGCGAGGUGUCAUCAAGGAAACCUGGGCACGGGUAUACGCCAACUGUGAGGAUGUUGGAGUCUCUAUACUGAUCAGGUUCUUUGUCAACUUCCCCUCUGCCAAGCAGCACUUCAGUCAGUUUAAGCACAUGGAGGACCCUUUGGAGAUGGAAGGCAGUGUGCAGCUUCGUAAGCAUGGCCGGCGGGUGAUGGGUGCUGUCAACAGUGUGGUGGAAAACCUUGGAGACCCAGAGAAAGUGACUACUGUUCUGUCAAUUGUAGGAAAGAGCCACGCUCUCAAGCACAAAGUGGAGCCUGUCUAUUUUAAGAUUCUGACUGGGGUAAUGCUGGAGGUCUUUGCAGAAGAGUACGCCAAAGAUUUUACCCCUGACGUACAGCUAGUUUGGAACAAACUUCGGAGUCUCAUAUACAGCCACGUACAGUCUGCAUACAAGGAGGUGGGCUGGACACAGUACCCCAGUAAUUCUGUGUGAGCCCUUCCUGAAUAUCUCCCAAUGAAGGCCUAGCUAAGGACUCCUGGCCCUGGCUGCCUCAGACCAAAUUUAUCUGGGGCAGGUUAAGCAAAGAAAGUUUUAGGGUGGGUGGGAUAUACACCUCAUUGCUGCCAGUGGGGUUUACAACAUAUUUGGGGUAUGGGUGGGAAGGGGACAGCAGGGGGUGGAUCAGAAUUAAAGGGCCAAGAAGAGAUAUUUUUUCAUAUGCCAGUAAAUUUCAGGUUUUUGAGCAUAAUGUUAUCCUUAAGCAUUUAAUUCUCCUUAGUAAAAUCCAAGAUAUUAUCAUUACACAAAUGUCUGUGAAAAUGUGACAGUCUUCUUGGGGAAAUAUAAAAAGGGCAGAGAUACUGUAUAUGAAAUAGAUUAUAAUAACCAAUAUAUAAUAUAUCUGGCGUGUUCAGCUAUCUUCCAUCAUCUCUCUUCAAUUUUGUUUUUCUUACAUGCAUGUCCAGUCUGCAGCCGACCGGCCGUUGUUUACAUGCAACUCCCCACAGACCACAACAAUGGUGUUAGAGAUAUACUGUAACAGCUGGAGGGCUGCAUGUUUGACAUCCCUGCUCAAUCAUUCAGGUUUCUGUAUACACACACGCAUAUAUUCACAUAUAUAUAUAUAUUUGUAUAGCUCAGCAAAACCAAAAGCCACGGUUUGGGGGUAGAAAAUAGUAUCUGAAAUGAAAUGGGUUGGUAUGCAGCUGUUUAUGUUGUUAACCUCCUAAUCGCUUGAUGACUCCUGACUGGCCAUCUCUUCUUCUACUACGAGUGACUGUGAUGACAUCAUCUGAGUGACAUCCCUUUGCUGUCACCAGUUUCAGAGGGACCAAAACUGGAAAAUCUUAUUGGGGAAAUAGUAGAUAAAUAGAUAUAAGAAUAGCAGUUCCGCUAAACUUGCACUGUCUGUGCCAAAUGUGUUACACAAAGAAAUGGUUGUCUACAGUCCGUUAAUAGAAUGGACUACCUUCCCCCUGUUCUGGCUUGUACCAAUUUCAUCUUUUGGUAGCUAGAGAGGUUCCUCAAGGUGCCAUAGGAAUUUUUUCUGAGUGAUGUGGAGAGAAUUAAGUUGUGAAUGGAAUGGGAGAAAAAGAAUUUCUGGGACAGACCCAGUUGUAUACAUUUCUGGGCUAUCAGAUGUUGUGUCAUAAUAUGUCAGUCCUUAUAUUACUCCGUUUUACUGUAACCUAGAAAUAAAUAUAUAUAUAUAU